GGAACACGGUCACCGAGUUACCACGAUUCUAUUAUCAGGGUUAUUAAACAGGCUAAUUAAAAAGAGGAUCCAAUUAAACCGACGAUCGCGGUGAAAUUUCCACGUGUUUGGUCGAAUUAGCGAGUCGAGAAAGAAGGAAAAACAAGGGAAUAAAGAUGAUCGUUUACGUUCCCGGUAGAAUGCCAAGCCACGUUGGUCCGUACGGCGCCGCUCGUUACCCGGGCACCCUGCUAGGUGCAGUGCCGGGUUUUUAUAGCCCGAUUUCCGGUUAUACGACCAGCCCAAACUCCAGCUACUACGGAAGCCUCAGCCUGCAUCAGCAACCACCGCUGGACCUUCCGGUUUGGCCGCGAAGGAUGCCGGUCGAGGAGGAACUGGGAACGUCACCGUCGGCCGCGUUGCCAGGACUGGGAGUCUCUUCGGGUGGCCUGGCGAACGGUGGACCACCGAGUCCUGCGCACAGCGACUCUGACGCUUCCAGUUCCAGCUUGGAACUGGGAUCUAUUCGUCGCGGGGAGAACGCUCAACUCAAAUGCAGAUGGCAAAAUUGUGGUCGAUGGUUCACGUCCUUGGAGCAACUGGCAGGACACGUUGCGCGACUCCACGCUGCGCCAGGACCACGAGGACUGUUUUAUUGCGGUUGGGAAGGAUGCGCGAGAGGUGAACGUGGAUUUAACGCGAGGUACAAGAUGUUGGUCCACGUUCGGACGCACACAAACGAGAAACCGCAUCACUGUUUCCAAUGCGACAAGAGCUUCAGCCGAGCGGAGAAUCUGAAGAUCCACGCCCGUUCUCAUACGGGUGAACGUCCCUACGUGUGCCCGGUGGAAGGCUGCAACAAGGCGUACUCGAACUCUUCGGACAGGUUCAAGCACACCAGGACCCACGCCGUGGACAAACCCUAUUGCUGUAAGGUCCCGGGUUGCCCGAAACGAUACACCGAUCCUUCGUCUCUGCGCAAGCACGUCAAGACUUACAGACAUUACGUGAACAACAACGACAAAGUCCAGGAAAAGAGCUUCGACGACAACAACUCGCAAGAGAAGGCGAGGUUCGACACCACCUCGCCGGAAAAGCAGAACAGCACAACCCAUUCCGAAUCCGAUAAGAAGGAUAGCAGCAUCGAGAGCAGUACGUCGGGAUCGAGUCCGAAAGUUAGCAAUAGCUUCGAGGAACAGAGAAACUUCGUCGAGUGGAACAACAUGUAUAAUUUGCAAGAACAACGUAAAGAACAAGAUCAGAUCACACCGAGAAAAGCAUACGAGCAGGACGUGAAGAUCUAUCCGAGGAUUUACGACGAGAACUACGUAAUAGCAGAUAGGAUCCAAGUGAACCCUAUGUAUGUCUCAAACAGCCCGGUAAUCAAGGAGAGCCCACCGGUUCGGUCUCCGCAGACCAGUCCCCAUCACGUUCCUGACUCCCUGUCUCGCAUUGGGAUGCAGUCGACGCCCAUCAAGACCGAGGAACCAAACGAACACUCGAGCAAGGUCAGCACCGUCGACUACCGAAACAUCGAGUCGAUCGUAAACAGCAACCCAUGCAAAAAGGAGAACACCGUAGUCUGCGACCCGGUGAGAAAUUCUGUGAUAAAACGAGCGGAGGACCUAAAAAUGGAAGUUGACCAGACGCCGACCAAGGACGACAUCUGCAAAGACACCACCGACUGCUGUUGCCGCCACAAAUGUUGCGUGCAUAGCAACGAUAACAUCCUAGAGAAGACGAAAAUCCUCUCGGACCUAAUCCUCAAAACACAGAAUCCUUUGUUUAGGCAUCUACUCGGCUCGGUGGACUUACAGUAUGGGCUGCAGAAUAUGUGGGGCAACAUCGUGGAUACGAACAACACCUGCGGACAAGAUCUUCGAGUUAAGAUCGAGAAUGUCGUGGAAAUGGAGCAAGAUCUUCCUUUGGAUUUGACGAUUAACAAGUAAUUACAAGUUCGCGAAUUUCUAUAGCUGAUCGUUGUCACUGGAUCGCUUUCGGACGUGGUAGAUCCACGUCUUAUUCGUGACUAGAACGUUGAUUUUACGAUUCGAAAGUCAGCUGCCUCAAACUACCAGCCGUGGUCUGUGUGAAGCGUUCUCUCGAGGUCGUCCCGGGGUUCACUGCCCCGUUACUCGCCGGGUGGACGAAGAUAUUUUCCGGAAACCAUCAUAUUCCGUCGCGAUAGAUUUAUCGAUCGUUGUUAUCCGGGACGACCUGGAGCAUUCGCAAAUUGCGGGAAAUUAUAUCCGGACCACGGCCGGUCUUUGCAUUCGAUGAAAUUCUUGUCGAAUGUACGUGGAACGUUUGGGCAUUCUUCACACCAAUUACUCAAUAAAACAAAGAUUACUUGAUAGUCGAAUGAAAAUUUCAUGG
Molecule: messenger RNA, 2355 nt
Organism: Dufourea novaeangliae
Lineage: Eukaryota; Metazoa; Arthropoda; Insecta; Hymenoptera; Halictidae
Product: zinc finger protein GLI1-like
Exons: 3
Coding region: 156-1928 (590 amino acids)
Biological process (GO): regulation of transcription by RNA polymerase II; smoothened signaling pathway
Cellular component (GO): nucleus
Molecular function (GO): DNA-binding transcription factor activity, RNA polymerase II-specific; zinc ion binding; RNA polymerase II cis-regulatory region sequence-specific DNA binding
Source: RefSeq, a predicted model, not a curated record